Molecule: messenger RNA, 1352 nt
Organism: Salmo salar (Atlantic salmon)
Lineage: Eukaryota; Metazoa; Chordata; Actinopteri; Salmoniformes; Salmonidae
Source: RefSeq, a predicted model, not a curated record
AGAAUCAGAAAAGAAAGAAAGAAAGAGAGAGGAUCAACAAGUGCAUGUGCUUCAGAUGCAACCGAACAUACGGCAGAAGAAGAAGAUGAUAUCGUGGCAAAGUUGGACGUCACCUCCGAUAAAUGUGAUCCACUCCUGGCGCUCCAUUCCCCUACAGUUCCUCUCCCAUACACCAACGUGAAGUGCUUCAACAACAUAGCCGAGUAUGAGAACUUUCUGAAAGGGGGAUGGGGCCGUGCCAAGGAGAAAAACGUGGAGAGAAAACUGAGGAAAUCCAGGAAAGGUGUAGCGGAUCCAGAGAGGAUAGAGAAACUGAAGAGGAUGAUGGUGAACAACCCGGCAGAGGGAGAGGAGGGUACCAGCGGCACUGCCCGGCGUUGUAGAAUGCACAAGAAUGCCCUGACAAGGAUGCAACUCCAUACAGGAAGCCCUCUGGAGCUGUACUGCUGCGUGGAGGAGAGGAUACGGGUGAAAGUUCACAUCAGAACCUUUAAGGGGCUCCGUGGUGUGUGUUCUGGCUUCAUAGUGGCCUUCGAGAAGUUCUGGAACUUGGUGAGAGCUCAGGUAGAUGAGACCUACAGGGAACCCCUGCUGGGUGAAGCUCUCUACCACGAGAAGGCCCUCACUGUCACACGGCUCAAGCUGAAACUCCAGGAGAGUGCGGCUCUGAGAGAAUGUGAGAAGAAGCAGAUAGACAAGAGAAAAGCUGAACCUCCCCAGGGUAUGGAGGGACCCAUACCCUCCAAACUCAAAUCAGAGACAGCAGAUGAGGGGACCCCAAUAGAGGGGACCCUAGGGCAGUGGAUCCCCAACUUGCGAGGACCACAGUGGGGCCCCCAGUGGGUGAUGACCCAGGGGCCACAGGUCAUCCCAAGAUGGCGUAGAAGUCAGACGUUUGUCUUUGUCUUAUCCCGUGUCUUAUCCUGUGUAAAUAGCAGUUUUUUUCUCGUAUAUAUCUUAUUCUCACUUUCUAUCUACAAACUAAAUAUACUUUCCUGCAACCUGCCUCACCCAAUGUGGUACAGAUCUGCUAUUUUAUUCCUUAUAACUGGAACCUCCAUUAGGAGCUGGUCAGCUAACUAGCUACUAGUCUUUGUUAGCCAUGGCUAGUGGUCUUCACCUUUAGCUCGGUCACCAGCCAGCCUUAGCUUGGACAAUACCUGCCAGUCUGCACAGCGCGAUAUCAACCCAGAGCAUAUCGGACUGCUUAUCUCUACCACAUCACCGGAUUCCUGCCUCUCUGGAUCAUUACACCGGAUCAUCGCGAGUGGCUACUGUUAGCUAACGCCUCUGUCCCGAAGCAAGCACCAGUUAGCCUUAGCUAGCCUCGAGCCAGGCCCAUAUACCAGCUA